GGCUUUUGGCUGAGAAGUAACAAUGGUGGAAAACUGAAUUAAUUUAUAACUCUAAAGCGAAUUAUAAAAUUACAUAAAAUGUGAGAAUGGAGUGGCCAGUGCAGAUUUAAUGGCAAUGCUUUGCGCCUCAAUGCUGAUUUUAUUUUGAAAUAUUCAACUGGAUAUAACUUAAAAAAAAAAAAAACAGUUAGCUUCACACUGAAAUCGCUGUAGAAAACAGCGGAUAGAUCGACCUGCUCCGCGUUUGUUCAACUCAUCCGAUGGCAAGAGGGAGCAGCUUUGGUCAGACUGUAAAAUACGGAAGAUUUCGGAUGAAGUAACGGGAUUACACACGUGAAGAAACGCUGGAUACUUGUCGUUUUCCUUCAGACGGUGCCUGAUAUUUGUGAGCUGGAUGUGGACCGAGUUCAGAGGUGAUCCUCCUCUUUGUGUAUAGGAAAUGGCAACUGCUCUCAGUGGCCGAAACCCUGGCGGACGUGGACCAAACAGAAGUAAGGGCCGGAUUUUAGGCAUCAUUGAUGCCAUCCAGGAUGCUGUGGGGCCACCAAAACAAGCGGUUGCUGACCGGAGGACUGUGGAGAAAACCUGGAAACUCAUGGACAAAGUUGUCCGGCUCUGCCAAAAUCCCAGACUCCAGCUGAAAAACAGUCCUCCAUAUAUCCUAGAUAUCUUACCUGACGCCUACCAGCACCUGCGACUUAUAAUGGGAAAAUAUGAAGAGAACCAGAGAUUCACACAGCUCAGUGAGAAUGAGUACUUUAAAAUCUACAUUGAUAGCCUCAUGAAGAAGUCCAAACGGGCCAUCAGGCUCUUUAAAGAGGGAAAAGAGAGGAUGUAUGAGGAACAAUCACAGGACAGGAGAAACUUGACCAAGUUGUCGCUGAUCUUCAGCCACAUGCUGGCUGAAAUCAAAGCCAUAUUCCCUGGUGGACAGUUCCUGGGGGAUACUUUUAGAAUCACCAAAGCUGAUGCCGCUGACUUUUGGAGAAGAUUUUUUGGAGAAAAGACGAUUGUGCAAUGGAAAGCGUUCCGACAGUGCCUUCAUGAAGUGCAUCCCAUCAGCUCGGGCCUGGAAGCCAUGGCCCUUAAAUCCACCAUCGACCUCACCUGCAAUGACUACAUUUCUGUGUUUGAGUUUGACAUUUUCACACGCCUCUUCCAGCCAUGGGCAUCAAUUUUGAGGAACUGGAAUUUCCUGGCAGUGACGCACCCCGGCUACAUGGCCUUCCUUACUUAUGAUGAAGUCAAAGCUCGACUGCACAAGUACAUCAGCAAGCCCGGCAGUUACAUCUUCAGACUGAGUUGUACACGUUUGGGCCAGUGGGCCAUCGGCUAUGUGACCAAUGAUUGCAACAUACUGCAGACCAUUCCCCACAACAAACCGCUGUUCCAGGCUCUUAUCGAUGGCUACAGAGAGGGAUUCUACUUGUUCCCUGAUGGUCGCAGUUACAAUCCUGACCUCACUGGUUUAUGUGGGCCGAUGCCUCAUGAUCACAUCAAAGUGACACAAGAGCAGUAUGAGCUGUACUGUGAAAUGGGCUCCACCUUCCAGCUCUGCAAGAUAUGUGCUGAGAAUGACAAAGAUGUCAAGAUCGAACCCUGUGGUCACCUCAUGUGUACUUCAUGUCUUACGGCCUGGCAGGAAUCAGAUGGCCAAGGAUGCCCCUUCUGUCGCUGUGAGAUUAAAGGCACAGAGCCCAUCAUUGUGGAUCCCUUUGACCCUCGAAAUGAGGGCACCAAGUGUUUCUUCUUGGACCAGCACAGCAGCCCAAUGUUGGAUGUGGAUGACGAUGAAGAUCGAGAAGACUGUCUUGUCAUGAAUGGACUGGCUAACAUCAGGAAGCAUUGCACCGAGCACCAAAACUCACCCAUAGUGUCUCCCAGCUCUUCACCUGUCAGCCAACAUAGGAAAGCCCACGGGGGAGACCCCAGCCACUGUGUCCAGCACCUCAGCCUCCCCCCUGUCCCACCACGACGCGACCUCAUGCAUAAAAGUGCCAUCCGCUCUCCAUCUGCCAGUCCCACCAGCUCUCCAAAGUCUUCACCAGGCAUGUCCAGAAAGCAGGAAAAGCCUCUACCAGCUCCACCUCCUCCUCAGAGGGACCCACCUCCACCUCCUCCCCCUGAGCGUCCUCCUCCUAUCCCACUAGAAUCCCGCCACUCUUGGCUCCCCAGUUCCUCUUCCUUGUCCUCUUCUAUCUCAUCUUCUACCAGUGCGCUGUCAGAUUCCCAGACACCACCUGACACAAGGUGUUCCAAAGACAGCCACUUGGCAGACACCCACCGGACUGGAGCAGAAUACCAACUCCAGCUGGGACCUGCUGGGCCCUCUCACCUGAACGGACGACCACUCAGUUGUCCAUCUGGGGAAUUUGGGAGGUGUCAUCACAGAAUCGAAGAAGCAGGAAACUCAGAGAGCUCCAAGCCCUUUUCUAAUGGUGUGCAAGUCGGCGACAAGUAUGACAUCCUUCCCUCACGGCACUUGCCAGCUCAGCUCACACUUGCCAGUAGCCACAAACUAUCCAAUCCUUUCAGCAGUCCUGUGCUGGAACGACAGUGGGGGCUGAUGGAGAGGCUGGAGGGUGACUAUCAAACCCCUUCAUCCAACCUCUGCUUGAGCCAGGCUCCCAUCGGCAUCUCUGUGUCCAGCAGGCACUUGGAGAACUGGCCUUCAGAGUCUUACAUUGAGGAGAAGAGGUCCCGAUCCCCCGAGCCUGGUGGACACUCUGAUUCAGUCAGCUCCUUGGUCCUGGGAGCAGUCCAUACAAACCUCUGCCCUUUCAACACCAACAAGACACCCUCUGAUUAUGACAUUCUGCUUCCUCCCCAAGCAUUAGAAGACCCCCUCAACAUGCACCCUCCAUUCCAGCUUCCUUCUCUUCCUUCACCACCACCACCACCAGCGCGACACAGUUUGACUGACCCCUCCUCCUCUUUUCCGCCUUCAUCCUGCAACUCCUCCACAUUCUCCUCCUCUGUUAUCACUCGACCACACUGGCCCUCCUCUGGAGAAGAGCACUUGCUGUUAACCCCCAAUACAGUGUUUGACAGGCUGAAUGGUGCUGCUCGUUUGCCUCCAACCAGACAACACACUGACAGCGUUAAGGACUCCAGAAGCUGCCUGGAGUGUGAUCAUUUACCAUCCAGUCAAGGUGAAGUAUCGAUGGACAAUUUGCAAGCUCCUGCCAGGCCGCCCAAACCAUUUCCCAGGAAGACCCCUCCAGACAGUCAGCUGGGAAUACCACACAGCCCAGAGAAUGAAGACGCAAAGAUUGCCAAGCUGAUGGGGGAGGGUUACUCCUUUGAUGAUGUGAAACGGGCGCUAAUGAUUGCCCAGUAUAAAGUGGAUGUGGCCCGAAACAUCCUGCGAGAGUUUGCCUUAGUGAACCCGAGACUACAUCUGGAGUCCUAAGAGACUGUCACAGAGGAGCACAACAAUUAAGCUGUGCCUCUAAAAAGGGCUUCUUUAUUCUGCUGGUCACUGUUGGAAAAACCCAUAAUGAGUGGAAACACAAAUGUUUUAAAAGAGAUUUGUCUUUUGCUGUCGAACAGAGAUGGCAACGCACAAUAAAAGUGGCUAAAAUCAAAUCAUGGCAGAACACAGAGUCUUAAAAGGGAGAAAAGACCAUCUGUGAAUGAUUUCAAUCUGUGAAACUGAAAAAGAGGCUUGUUUACAGUGAGCUUUGCCAGUGCUGGCCUCUGGUUUUAAAUGCUCCUGUGCGUGGAGGGCUUGACCUGUAUGCCUGUUUUAAAGUCCUGAUCCGGCUACUGCUGCUACUGUUUCUUUCACAUCCUGCCACUCUAAAGACUUUAAUUUGAGGGGACUUUCAAAAGUGCAAGACAUUUCCAGCUCAUUUCAGCUUACAUGCACAGCCAGUUGUUAGAGAUCAAUUUAAUUUACCACCAGGUGGGGGAGCCAGACUCCACCAUUUCUCUUGUAUAACUAAUUUUCUCUUUUUCUCUCUGAAAUAUCUCCUGUUUCACCUACUUCCUACUCUUCUAUCCCUUACGGGGUCUUCAUUAGAAAAUACUCCUCUGUUUGUCCAGGGUGUGUCUUAUGCCUUAUUAAUUCACUUGUUUCCUCCAACCUGGAGAAACUGUAUGAUGGCUCCAGAGGAGCACUCUUUUUAGACUCUUAUCUCUUAUCUAGUAUUUUUGGUUUAAUUCUUUGUUUCUGUUCCUUGAACAGAGGCUGGGACUUUCUUGUAAUUACUUUAUUUCUUUGCAGCCAACAAGUCUAUGAAUGUAUUUGUUCUGCAUGAAUGAGCUUCUCUGUACACUCCUCUCAAGCCCUGUUAUGCCCGUAAAUGAUUAAGCGGCGAAAAUGUUGAAUGUUUGUGGAUGUUUUUAUUUUUUAUUUUAUUAAAGUUAGAUGAUUGUGUCUGCAUUGAAACUCAA
Amphiprion ocellaris (clown anemonefish) is the source of this 4398-nucleotide messenger RNA. RefSeq names its product Cbl proto-oncogene B, E3 ubiquitin protein ligase (gene cblb). Bases 440 to 3412 code for a protein of 990 amino acids. Gene Ontology annotation, cellular component: plasma membrane; membrane raft. Gene Ontology annotation, biological process: cell surface receptor signaling pathway; negative regulation of epidermal growth factor-activated receptor activity. The record is from RefSeq and is a predicted model, not a curated record. Lineage: Eukaryota; Metazoa; Chordata; Actinopteri; Pomacentridae. The transcript is spliced from 19 exons. Gene Ontology annotation, molecular function: calcium ion binding; SH3 domain binding; phosphotyrosine residue binding.